AUGUCUACUUUAGAAAUAACCCACAUUGAUUUGGAAAUCGGCCGCCGGAGCUCCGUCGUCGCCGCCGCCGCUGAGGAGGAGGAGGAGGAGGUGGAAAGCGUUUGCUUUUCAGACGGGUCGUCCAAUUCCCAAUUUUACUCCACCAUUGACGGCGAUGGCUCGUACGAUGAUUGCAGCUUUGUUUGUGGGUCUGAGAUUUUGGAGGCUGGGGCUGUGGUGUCUCGAAAGGCCUCGUCUGUGGCCGACACGUGUGAAUCUGUGGAUUUAGAGUAUGGUGAGAAGAAAGAAAACAUGGAGGAUUUAGAGAGAGAUUGCAGGAUUUGCCAUUUGAGCCUCAUUAGCAGCAGCCCAGGUUCUGGGGUGCCUAUUGAGUUGGGCUGCUCUUGUAAGGACGAUUUAGCUGCUGCCCACAAGCAUUGUGCUGAGGCUUGGUUCAAAAUCAAAGGAAAUAAGACGUGCGAAAUUUGCAACUCGAUCGCGCGUAAUGUCGUGGGCCCCACCGACACGGAGACUUUGCAGCAGCAAUCGGGAGAGAGAAUUAUUGCAGUCGUGUCCGACAAUAAUACGCUCGUGGGCCCCACAAUGCUAACAGCCCAAAACCGAACGUGCUUAAAUGGCCACCGGUUUCUAAAUUUCCUUUUGGCGUGCAUGGUGUUUGCCUUCGUCAUAUCAUGGCUUUUCCACUUCAACAUCCCCUCAUAA
Molecule: messenger RNA, 702 nt
Organism: Striga hermonthica
Lineage: Eukaryota; Viridiplantae; Streptophyta; Magnoliopsida; Lamiales; Orobanchaceae
Source: the annotation of a GenBank genome assembly